AUGAAAGGGGUUGAGUUUUGUGAAUUAGUCCAUCAGUACAUGAUGUCAUCAGAAACCACAGGAGGAUUUGUUGUGAUCAAAAGCAACCCGGAUCAGUCAACGCACUUGGAAACAGCUAGAAUGUUCUUGUUGGAUGUUUGGAUCGAUGUGGCCCACCUUAGAUCUGAAGGUUACGGUGAAAUUAGUAGCCGGAUUCCAACAAUGGUGGAAAUCGGCACCCCAGAGGACUUUACUGAAAGAGGAAUGGAUGAUUUGUUGAUUGGAAGAAGAAUAGUCACCCCAUUACCUCCCAAGAAAACAUUUUUGGAUGAUCCCUUACGUGUUCUUCGCGCCAUACGCUUUGGGGCGCGACUUGGGAACGUAUUGGCCACUGAAGUAGAUCUCAUGGUACCUGGCGAUGAACCGGUAGAAGCAAUGGCCUGCAUCUCUGAUUUGAUGUUGUUUGGGACGGUUUUCACUCUUCCUGUGUCAUUUGAGCCUGGAAUUUCAGACGGAUAUGAGAUAUUAUGUGUUGCUCACAUGCGCUUAGCAUGGGGACUUUUGAAAACAAUUGGCUCUUCUUUCAUCACAAUUGAACAGCGGAGGCUGUGUCUGUAUGCUGCUUUAUUGCUUCCAUUCAGAGAGAUGGUGCACAAAGACAGCAAAACUCGGUGGGUUCCCGUGGACGAGAUCAGGCAGUUUAUUGAUGUUGAUUGGAAAGGCGAAACUAUCGACGUUUGCGCGACGAAAAAGAUUAGGAUACUGGUUGGGUUGCUCCUUCGAGACAUGAAAGAUAACUGGCGGCUUGCAUUGGUACUGUCUAUGCUCUUGAUCAGUACUGCAGAUAUUCACUCUGCUCAACAGAUGUAUAAGGUAGUUGAAGAUUGUAUUCUGGGACAAGGCCUAGACGAAGUUUGGAAAGUUAAGCCUUUGGUUAAUGGGAAGCAGAUCAUGACUGUUUUGGAUCUCCGGACUGGAGGACCGCUAGUCGGGGAAUGGCAACAAAAUCUGCUACAGUGGCAGCUUGCUCAUCCCUCUGGAACAGAAAACGAAUGUAUGGACUGGAUGAUUAAAUCACUGAGCUAA
Messenger RNA from Oldenlandia corymbosa var. corymbosa, 1065 nucleotides. NCBI's taxonomy places the organism in Eukaryota, Viridiplantae, Streptophyta, Magnoliopsida, Gentianales, Rubiaceae. The record is from the annotation of a GenBank genome assembly.